GGUUUUUUCGGCCCCUACCGACUUCCCGUAAAACUGUAGAAUUGUCGACUGGCGAGCACGAGGCUGAGAUUAGAAUCCCCUUGAGAUGGCUCGACUGACGGCUUUGAGCAUGGCGGUGUUGCUCCACUCCGUGCUGGGCGUUUCGUACUACUACUACUUCCGCGAAUCGCCCGGCUCCGCUGCUCCUCUCCUGGGCGCCUGGCUCUUCUCGGCCUGCGUGGUUGCCCUGCUGCAGGCGAUAAGGAUAUUUCCCAGUGCCCUUCCCGCCGCCGAUCACGGGCGGUUCAGACAUUAUCGAGGCAAUAACAAUCAGGCGGCAUCCUCCUGGGCAGCGCUCCUCCUGGAAACGGGCAUUUGCUGCCUGGUUCUCGAUGUCACCCUGACCAAGUUGUGGCAUCGCAUCGAGUCCCUUUGCCAGUGCGCCAUUGUGGGCGUCCUUCAAGCUUUGGCGGUGGAGGAGCAAACCUUCCUGGCCUGCGAGUACUGGUCCUUGGCCCUGACCACCGGCCUGAUCGGCGCCUGUCUCCUGUGGCUCACCCUCUGGGCCACCGCGCUGCCCCGGAAGCUCCAUUGCGGCCUGCUCGACUGCCGGCGCUCCCUGCAUCGCCACUGCUCCUCGCUGAUCUUCGGGCCGCUCGAGCCGGGAACUCCUAUUCCGACACAGGUGCAGGAAAGCGCCCAGAGCUUCGCCAACUGACCAUCCAUCCACCGCCAAAAACCAAAUUAUCAGUUCAACUUAAGAGUCAAUACCUAAAUUUAUGGGUUAAGUAA
Messenger RNA from Drosophila takahashii, 771 nucleotides. RefSeq lists its product as uncharacterized. Lineage: Eukaryota; Metazoa; Arthropoda; Insecta; Diptera; Drosophilidae. The record is from RefSeq and is a predicted model, not a curated record.